Molecule: messenger RNA, 1186 nt
Organism: Effrenium voratum
Lineage: Eukaryota; Dinophyceae; Suessiales; Symbiodiniaceae
Source: the annotation of a GenBank genome assembly
GGCGGUUUGUUUCCUGUUGCCGGACUCCUUGCCAGCUUCCAGCAACGUGCUGAUGCAGUUGCUUGGUGCAAGCGCCCACUUGCCAAAGGCAAGAUGGGCGGCGGAGUCAGUGGCGGAACGCGGACACAAUUAGCUGGAACUUUCUUGGCAGAGCAGACGCAUUAUCAGCCGCCAAAGUACACCCUCGUGAGCGUGUCCUCUGCCUUGGGGCCCGAUGGCUGCCCCAGGCACGUGCCCAGCAGCGCAGGCACUCCUAGUGCCGGGCGAUUGCGACCGUCGGGUGGACCUGCAUCAGUGACGGUCAUCCCGGCGCUGGCAGACAUGGAGCCGCUUUUGCAGGACAAUGAAAGGCGCGCAAAGGAGCGGAUUGGUGAAGCUGCCAGUCAUCCCGCCGAAGUAGAACGAGGAGUUGAGGAGGAUGAGAGGCGACGUGGAAGGCCGGGGGACCGCGAGGCGCAAGCCUCGGAGGCUUUCAACCGGCUGUGCUCUGGCGGGCAGCGGCCCUGGGUGGCCAGCAGGACAGAGGCGGAGCUUUUCGCAUAUUUGGCCCAGCGAGGGAAAGACCCCAGCAUGGCCCAGCUCGCUGAUGACUCGCUCAAGGCAGAGUCUAGCAGCUUCGAGAUGUCCGGCAGCCGGUCAAAGGUAAAGCAGAAGCAUGCGAGCCACUCUGAGCUCUUUGACUCCUGCCUUCGCCAGGACCAGCCUCGUCCACAGAGCAUGUCCUCGAAUCGUGCAGUGUUCUGGAGCUCACUGCCAAGUGCGCUGGGAGCAAGUCAUGGCUCGCCAAAGAGCCCGACGAAGAGGAGGCAAGCUUCACCGAAGUCUCGGGAGCGUGUAGUUGACAGACUGUGGGGUGACCACUUGCGGCGGAAAGACCGAGCAGAGGCGCGAAUGGCACUGGCAGGGGUGCCAUGGAACCAAUCCAAGAUGGACGAGAUUUCCACUAUGGCGCCGAGCUCCUUGCAGAACUCGCGAUUCUCGGAGCUCAUCGAGGACCUCCGCGUCAAAGACAUCUCGGUGCUGCCAGAGGACCCAGUGGAGUCCUUUCUUCAGCGGUCAAAGAGGGAUGACAGUCCAAAGUUUGAGCUCGCCAAAAAGCAUUCCGGCCGUCUUGAGGAGGCAGCCAAGUCAAGAAAGCUGAAGGUCUUGGUCAGAUGAGACGAUGACCAAGAGCGGAGAAGGGCCA